AUAUGAACCUAGGUUGGAUAUUCCGGCAAAGAAAAUCCACCAUGCGCGUCCCCACAUCCAUCACGGUGUUCUGCACGCUCGUCGCGUACGCUACCGCACAGUGCAUGGAAUGCGCAUCAUCCGUCAUGUACAACAACGUGACUUACAACCUCAAGGAGCAGUGUACGGUGUACAGUGGAUACCAUUGCUUUUACAGAGGCGAUGACCCCGCAGGAGACUUCUGCGACUGUUAUUACAAUAAAACGGGAAUCAUUGAAAACAAUGAGUCGACGUACUUCUGCCCCACAGGGUCUUCGAAUUUCAAUGCAGCAUGCUCUGGUUGCCCAAGUUAAUUUGGCCAUGAUGGAGUUACGAAUGGAAGGACUUGAUUUGUCGGACUUUUCCGUAGCUUAGUCAUUCGGCUAUUAGUGGUUGUUAACGUUGAAGUACCGUUUGGUGAUGGCCGGUUCAACGA
Suillus subalutaceus is the source of this 454-nucleotide messenger RNA. RefSeq lists its product as uncharacterized. The transcript is spliced from 3 exons. The record is from RefSeq and is a predicted model, not a curated record. NCBI's taxonomy places the organism in Eukaryota, Fungi, Basidiomycota, Agaricomycetes, Boletales, Suillaceae. The annotation marks the transcript as partial.